CAUCACCAUUUAGAAGACAAGGUCAAAGGUUGUUUGUUAUCAUGAUGUUAUGAGAAGAUAAAAUUUUUCAAACUGCACUCAUGCAAACGUGAUCGUUUCUCCCUGUUCGAAACAUUUGUUGACAAUUUUUUAGCUUGAAAAAUAACAUUCAAGAUGAAGAAGGUUACAAUCAUCGGUUCCGGCAAUUGGGGUACCGCAAUUGCAAGAAUCGUUGCUAGUAAUGUAAAAAAUUUCGAAGAAUUCGAUAACACUGUAAAUAUGUAUGUUUUUGAAGAAAUGAUUGAUGGUAGAAAGUUGAGUGAAAUUAUCAAUACUGAACAUGAGAAUGUGAAAUAUUUACCUGGUUUUAAAAUUCCUGAUAAUGUUGUUGCUGUACCAGAUCCAGUUGAAGCUGCUAGAGAUGCUGAUAUUUUAGUGUGGGUUCUACCUCAUAAGUUUGUUAGAGGAGCUGCUGCACCAAUGGUUGGCAAAAUCAAACCUAAUGCUGUUGCUUUAUCUUUAAUUAAGGGUUUUGAUAUAAUUCCUGGAGGUGGAAUUGCUCUCAUAUCAGAUGUGCUACGAGAUAUGUUGAAUAUUGAAGUCAGUGUCAUGAUGGGUGCUAAUUUGGCUGGGGAAGUGGCUGCUGGUAAAUUCUGUGAAUCCACAAUAGGUUGUAAAAAUCCCCAAACAGGACAAAUGCUUAAGAAUCUGAUGCAGACUGAUUAUUUCAGAAUUGCUGUAGUUGAAGAUAUUCCUACAAUUGAAAUAUGUGGUGCUCUUAAGAAUAUUGUUGCAGUUGCUGCAGGUAUUGUGGAUGGGCUAGAACUAGGUGAUAAUAGUAAAGCAGCUGUGAUGAGGAUUGGAUUAAUGGAGAUGAUUAACUAUGCUAAAACAUUUUACCCUGAAUCCCAGCUGACUACUUUCUUUGAAAGCUGUGGAGUGGCUGAUCUCAUCACCACCUGUUAUGGUGGACGGAAUAGGAAGAUAGCGGAAGCCUUUGUCAGAACUGGAAAGAGUAUGGAACAAUUAGAAAAAGAAAUGCUAAAUGGUCAACGUAUGCAAGGACCUCAAACUGCUGAAGAAGUCUACCUGAUGCUUUCAACUAAAGGACUUCUAGAAAAAUUUCCAUUGUUAGUUGCUGUUCAUCGUAUUUGCAUUGGUGAGUUGCCAGCUACACGGCUAAUUGAUUGUGUCCGUUCCAAACUGUAAAAUAUUAUUCCAGGUUAAAGAUCUUGAAACUGUGCAAGAUUUCACAAGGAGUCAAAUUUAUGUUGACAUGUUAUUUUUGUCUUUUUUAAAAAUCAUAUAAAUAUUAUUUACUAAUUCAUUUUCAACUUCAAAUGACAUCUCAUUCUGUAUCGAGAAUGAAAAUUUUUUCUUUACCUUUCUAAGACUAUUCCUUAUUUGUUUUUUUGUGUGUGAGUUCAUGGAUAGUUUUAUUUUUAUAAUAUUUUACUUUAGAUGCUAUAAAAUAUUGACCAUUCAUCCACUGGGCUUUAACCUAGAAAUAUGGUUUUUAAGUUUGAGUUCAGUGUGAAUGUACUUUUUAUUGUUUUAUUUUUUGCAUCACUGAAAUAUUUAAUUCUUCAGUAUGUUUAGACAAUUACUUUGAUGUAAAUUAUUCUAAGAGAAUUUUAAUAUUGUUGAACAUGUAUUGUUGCUAAAUAUUGUAAAAUCAUAGGUUUAUUCUUAUUUUAAGCACAAAUAUUUAUCAUUGUGUUAUGGAAUUUGGCAUGCUAUUUAUCUGAUGUAAAAGGAUUGCUAAGGAACUUUAAGUCAUUUUUUUAAAAUUAACAGACAAAUGGUACUCAGAGUUCCAUUUCAGUUUUAUGGACUGUUAAUUGUUACAAUUUACACAAAGGUUUCACAUUAUAAUGGUACCUGUUGUGUGUGAAGCUUUUUGUCUUGUUUAAAUAGUUUUAUUUUUGUGAUCAUGGAUUCGAGUAUUUUUAAAUAAGGAAAUUUAAAGGAAUUUGUUUUAGUUAUUGUAAGAGUAUUUAUUUUAUGCUAUAAUGAAUGUGCUUGGUUUAUGUGUUGCAGUAUUACAUAUCAUUUUAAAUUAACAUUGUGCAAUUUAAACUCUUUUAUCGAUGUAUAUUUGAAUGUUUCCAAUAUUUAUUAGUAAAACACUUCUUUUACUUGUAAUUUUAUUAGUGCAGCUUUCUGUAUGUCAGUGUAGUCAAUUAUUUUUAUAGGCUAAUUAAAAUAGAUAUCUUCAUUAAGGGAUUUUUUUUUAAAAUAUUGAUAUUGGCAUAAGCAUGAAUUUUAACUUACAGCCUGUACCUUUCAUUCUUAUACCUGAAUUAUUUUUUAAUGCAAAUGUGAGAAAUUAAUUUAGAUUCUUAUCUGUAAUGUUUCCUGUCCAGUAUGCAACGAAACCUAUUGCAAACCAUGUUACUGCAUAUUGCUCAUAGAUACCUGUAUAUUUUCAACAUUUUGAAUUUUCCAGACUAUUUUUCUACCUAUUGUCCUUUCAUCUCAUUUUUUGUUGACUGUAUUACGGCUAAUAGUGGAAAGUAAAUAGUAGAUAUGAAAUAUUAUGUUCCAUCCUAGUGCCAUACAUGCAAUAAUUUCAUAGAUCUCAAUAGUCCUUUUGUACGGAAUGAAGUUUAUCUUGCCUGUUUAAGUAAAUUGACGAUUUUAUGGAAAUUAAAGAAUAAAAUCAGUUCAAAAUUGUA
Messenger RNA from Argiope bruennichi, 2657 nucleotides. RefSeq names its product glycerol-3-phosphate dehydrogenase [NAD(+)], cytoplasmic-like (gene Gpdh1). The record is from RefSeq and is a predicted model, not a curated record. Gene Ontology annotation, cellular component: cytosol; glycerol-3-phosphate dehydrogenase (FAD) complex. The coding region runs from base 154 to 1188 and encodes 344 amino acids. Gene Ontology annotation, biological process: carbohydrate metabolic process; glycerol-3-phosphate catabolic process. The transcript is spliced from 8 exons. Gene Ontology annotation, molecular function: protein homodimerization activity; NAD binding; glycerol-3-phosphate dehydrogenase [NAD(P)+] activity. NCBI's taxonomy places the organism in Eukaryota, Metazoa, Arthropoda, Arachnida, Araneae, Araneidae.